UGCUGUGCACGAACUGAAACCGUAAAAACCCACGGCUUCCAACUCUCUGCCCUGCUCAAUUUCCCCAUCUGCAGCCGCUGCUGCUCGCGUCCUCCGCUCCCGUCGGAGCGAGCAAAUCGCCGGCUCGCCGCCGCGGCGGGAGCCAUCUCACCUUCGAUCAGGUUCUCGGGCAGUUUCGUUGCUGCGAGAGGCAGGAAGGGGGCAGCGGUUUGGAGCCUGGGUACCUUUACGCCUACUGGUGGUGGCUGGUAGGCGCCAUGAGCUUCGUGUUCCGGGGGACCAGGGCGGACAUCGAGGCCGGCGGCUUCCCGGGUUUUGCCCCGGAGCGCCGCUCCAUGCGAAUUCAUGCAGGGGGCAGGCCGGUGAAUAGCAAUUCCUUGGCUUUUCUUGUCACAGUUCUUAUUUUGUUCAUGGUACUGAACUCACACCAGAUGUCUCCCAAUUUUUUGCUUUGGCUUGUCUUGGGAGUCUUCCUAAUGGCCACCAGCCUUAGAAUGUAUGCCACAUGCCAGCAGCUCCAAACUCAGGCACAAGCUCAUGCUGCAGCUGCCAACGGUUUUCUUGGACACACUGAGUUGCGUGUGCAUGUCCCACCAAUCAUAGCCCUUGCUACAAGAGGCCGGUUGCAGAGCCUUAGGCUUCAACUGGCUCUUCUUGAUCGUGAAUUUGAUGAUUUAGAUUAUGAUGCUCUGAGGGCAUUGGAUGCUGACAAUAGCCCGCAUGCGCUUUCUAUGAGUGAAGAAGAGAUAAAUGCUCUUCCCGUCUUCAAGUACAAAGUUCAGGCACAGCAGGGAAGUGCCUCUUCCCGAAAAAGUGAUGGAUCAUCUCAGCUAUUGGCUUCCUUGAUUGGCUCUGGCGAUGAGAAAAAGCAGGAUGGUUUCAAGGCAGAUGGAACCAGCAAAACUCCAGAGGAUGAGCUGACAUGCAGUGUUUGCUUAGAGCAAGUCGUUGUGGGUGAUCUAUUGAGAAGCCUACCAUGCUUGCAUCAGUUUCAUGUAAACUGCAUUGAUCCAUGGCUGCGCCAACAGGGGACGUGCCCUGUCUGCAAGCACCAGGUGAGUGAUGGGUGGCAUGGUGCCAGCAACGGUGAAGAGGAUGCUUCGUACAUGGUGUAAGUAGCUGCCUAUGAGCAGGCCUUAUCUAAUACUAGCUACUAACGAAGACCCGUGGAAUGCUGGUUUGGGAGGUGGCCGUGAGACCUGAUCCCUUCAGAUCGGUUGGGGGAAUGGACUAGCUUCCCUGCCAUUCUAGGGAUGUGUUCUAAUCCCUGCCUGUCCUAACAAGCCGAGUAUGAUAUUAGCUGUUUAGUGUGCUGAGUUAUUGUACAACUAAUGUUCACUUCUCUGAUGUUUAUACAUCAAAAUGUUGAUGAUAAUUUUUCAUGGCCUUUA
Molecule: messenger RNA, 1391 nt
Organism: Phragmites australis (common reed)
Lineage: Eukaryota; Viridiplantae; Streptophyta; Magnoliopsida; Poales; Poaceae
Product: E3 ubiquitin-protein ligase SDIR1-like
Exons: 9
Coding region: 258-1115 (285 amino acids)
Source: RefSeq, a predicted model, not a curated record